This is a messenger RNA of Anolis sagrei ordinatus, 1527 nucleotides long. NCBI's taxonomy places the organism in Eukaryota, Metazoa, Chordata, Lepidosauria, Squamata, Anolidae. The record is from RefSeq and is a predicted model, not a curated record.
AAUGUUGAUAUGGUCAAUGGACUAAUCAAUCAACUUUGCUAAAUACAACUAUUUGGAGUAAACACACUGAAGACAAAGGGAAACAUUACUCACAACCAAUUGAGAACCUACUAGUUUUAUUAGACCUACUUGACUCAAAACUAAUAGUGGAUUUAGCUCUUCAGUGUCAUUGUUUUUCCUCCUCAAUAAGAGAUAGCGUUAUUUCUUUGUUAUGAAUAUAUGUAAAGACAUGCUUAUCUUUUAACCGGAUUGGGACUAUAACAUCUGUAUAGCUAUAGUGUUUAUGCAGCAGGUUGAGGUAAUGUUUCUGUUAAAGUUAAAUUUUUUCCUUUCAGGUUUCUCAUUUUUUACGUUUGGUACCUUAAAGAGUGUGGGACUUGCCCAAGCGCCUGCCCUCCUCGGGAGGCCUUGCUUAGAUAAUCCCGAUGUCUUAGUUUUGAAAACUCAUGUAAAUUUGCUGUGUGGUGGCAUAGCUGGAGCAAUAGCACAGACAAUAUCAUAUCCUCUUGAUGUAACACGAAGGCGAAUGCAGCUAGGAGCAAUUCUUCCAGAUUCAGAGAAGUGCCUUACAAUGAUACAGACACUGAAAUAUGUUUAUGGAAACCAUGGAAUACGAAGAGGAUUAUAUAGAGGAUUAUCUCUGAAUUACAUUCGAUGCGUCCCUUCACAGGCUGUUGCUUUCACCACUUACGAAUUUAUGAAGCAGUUUUUGCACCUCAAUUAAAGACUCUGAAGUGUAACUGAAAAAUAUUUCACCUGUUUUCAUAUUGCAUUUCAUGAUAAUUUCCCAUUUCAAAUCAUUAUUGACAAAUUGCUGGUAUUUAUAGUACUUUCUUUAGUUAAAAAUAUGAAGUAUAAAUUGAAUGUUGCUCAGUAAUGUUGGAUUAAGUAGUUGAUAUGCAUAUAAUAUAUAAAGAUCUUUGGGGGAAAUAAAAAUGGAGCAAACUUGUUACAAGAAGGAAAAUACUUUAUAGUGGUUGCAGAGCAUUGCAUUUUUAUCCUAUUUUGAGGUUUGCUUGUACAUUUUUUAAGGAUUUAUGUAUCCACUUUUUUAAAAACGUGCUUACAUACUAUCACUAAAAUGUAAUAGAGAUCACUUGGAGAUGCAUAUGGAAAGUCUUACCACUGCAUUUGGCAUUUCGUUUACGUGAAACAAGUUCAGGGGUGAGGUAUCAUUCUUAUUGCACAAACUACUUACUUUCGAGUCCGUUUUAUAAAACCCAUUUGUAGGUUAGCAUUUAAUUUUUAUUAUAAUUUUCUAAUAGGUAGAAUGUAGACAACAUAAUGCUUUAUUUUUGAUACAAACUUCCUUGGCUGGGAUACAAAAUGGUGCAAGCCCAAUUGAAUACUUGACUUCGUUUUCUUUGAAUAACUGAUUCUUCCUACCAAAUUGCUUUUGAAAUUCCCAUAUGUCUUGGUGUGAUGCAGGAGAUACUACUAUAAGCUUUUCAAUAUUGAGGGGAGGUGUUUGGUCCUUCUCUCAAUAUCGCCCUAUUUCAGCUGCUCUUAGCUCUUUAGGAUAGAGGG